Morus notabilis is the source of this 2230-nucleotide messenger RNA. RefSeq names its product carotenoid 9,10(9',10')-cleavage dioxygenase 1. Gene Ontology annotation, molecular function: carotenoid dioxygenase activity. The record is from RefSeq and is a predicted model, not a curated record. Gene Ontology annotation, cellular component: chloroplast stroma. The transcript is spliced from 13 exons. NCBI's taxonomy places the organism in Eukaryota, Viridiplantae, Streptophyta, Magnoliopsida, Rosales, Moraceae. Bases 177 to 1952 code for a protein of 591 amino acids. Gene Ontology annotation, biological process: carotene catabolic process.
UUAUCAUUUUUGUAAAUGAGCUAUAAAUAAUUACGACUUGAAUAUUUUGAUAAUUAAAUUAGAAUUGAGUUUUCUUUUUAAUUCUUACGGGAUUCUUUUAAGUAGAUUUGAGAAUUUUCUGUCCGGAUUAGACUGGUAACACUAUAUCUCAUCCAUUCCGCUGCAUCAUAUGCAUAAUGGCAUCAUCGUAUAUGGCAUUUCAAGUGAGUUGCUCUAUUCAAGGGAGGCCCUCUUUACCUGCCAACUAUGAGAACUUGAAGACAACAUUCUCUUCACUUGUCAAGCCAUUGUUGAGAUCAGCAGUGCAACAAGUAGAUCAUGUCUCGAAAACCAUCAAGAAUGGUACGGCCAAAAUGUUGGAUGACUUUGUUGAUUCGGCGUUUGAAUUUGUUGAUCAACCAUUGCUACCGUCUCAGAGCAACUUUGCGCCGGUUGAUGAGCUUGGAGGACCUGUUGUUAUCAACAACGUUAAAGGAAACAUUCCCGAUAAUUUUCCCGAGGGUGUCUACAUAAGAAACGGAUCAAACCCUCUGUUUGGAGGAUUAAAAUCAACGAAAUCGGUAUUCGGAAAGUCAAAUCACACUUGGGUAGAAGGAGAAGGAAUGCUUCAUGCUCUGUACUUUAGUAGAGACGAUGAUCGCAAUCGGACUCUCCACUAUAACAACAGAUAUGUUGAAACAGAAACUUUCAAGCAAGAUAAACAAAGAACUAAGCCAUCUUUUAUUCCCAUCAUGGAAGGCGAUGUAACAGCUGUUAUAUCUGCUAUUGUGCUCAACUUGAUGAGAUACGGUAAAAUAGUCAAAUACUUGAGCAAUACCAAUGUGUUUGAGCAUUCAGGGAAGGUAUAUUCCGUGGCAGAAGAUUACAUGCCUCAAGAGAUUGAUAUUUCCACAUUAAAAACAUUAGGCAAUAUGGAUCUCUCUGGCGCUUGGAACAGAGCUUGUACAAGUCAUCCAAAGAUAGCUCCUGGCACUGGAGAGUUGGUUAUAAUUGGAAUGGACGCAAUUAAACCUUAUUAUGAAUUGGGCGUAAUUUCCGCUGAUGGAAAGGAAUUAGUUCAUAGAGCGGAUCUUAAACUCGAUCGGUGUACAUUUAGCCAUGACUUUGGUAUUACAGAGAGGUACAAUGUGUUCAUGGAUUUUCCACUUACUAUAGACUUAACGAGAUUUUUACUGGGAGGAACACUUAUGAAAUACAACAAGGAAGAGUAUGCUAGGAUUGGGGUAAUGCCUCGCCAUGGAGAUGGAGAUUCAAUCAAAUGGUUUGAAGUUGAACCGAAUUGCACAUUUCACAUCAUUAAUUGUUUUGAAGAUGGCGAUGACGAGGUUGUGGUGUGGGGUUGUAGAUCUCUUGAAUCAGUCAUACCAGGACCAGGUUUAGGUCCAAGUAAAGAAAAAUUUGAUACCUCGAUCAAAGAUGGAUUACUAUACGAUCGCCCUUACGAAUGGCGAUUAAACAUGCAAACUGGAAAAGUUAGGGAGAGAAAUCUCACGGCUGACACAGAAUUUUCCAUGGAUUUUCCCAUGAUCAAUCCAAGUUUUACUGGUCUCAAGAACAAAUUUGGUUACACACAAGUUGUUCAUGAUUCUAGGGAGAGCUCUCCGACCGAAGAUAAUAUGCCCAGAUUUAGUGGUCUAGCAAAGCUACAUUUUGAACAGCUAGAUGAAAGGUUUUCAACGACAACAAGAGAGAUUGAAGAGGUGCUAAAAGUGGAAUACCAUAUGUUUGAGGAGAACACUUUUUGUACUGGAGCUGCUUUUGUCGCUAAGAAAGGAGGUCUUGAAGAAGAUGAUGGUUGGAUUGUCACUUUUGUUCACAAUGAAGCGACCAACAUAUCUCAAGUUUUUCUGAUCGAUGCACAAAAAUUCUCCGGUGAGCCCGUUGCCAGAAUUACAUUGCCAUGUAGAGUUCCAUAUGGAUUCCAUGGAGCUUUCAUACCAAUCUCACCAUAGCUUAACUUAGCUAAUUAGAGCAUUACGCAUUAAGUAGCUAGAUUCAUAGUUUCAACGUUUUCAUAUAAUGCAAAGACUAUACCUAAUUAAAACUUUGUAUUGCAGCAAAUGGACAAUAUUUUCUUAGUUUUUUUUUUUUUUUGGCUAUUUAUUUCUAAUUAAGUUAGUCAUGUUGUUUCAUAGAUCAAGAGCGGAAUGUUUAAUAUUAAAAAUAUGUAAGCCAAGCCAAAGAGUUGGUUAUGGCGAUAUGCAAUAUCAUGAGUGCCGAGUUACCCUUU